This is a messenger RNA of Octopus bimaculoides (California two-spot octopus), 1856 nucleotides long. RefSeq names its product E3 ubiquitin-protein ligase rnf168. Gene Ontology annotation, molecular function: nucleosome binding; ubiquitin-protein transferase activity. Gene Ontology annotation, biological process: double-strand break repair. The record is from RefSeq and is a predicted model, not a curated record. NCBI's taxonomy places the organism in Eukaryota, Metazoa, Mollusca, Cephalopoda, Octopoda, Octopodidae. Gene Ontology annotation, cellular component: nucleus; site of double-strand break.
ACGUCUGCUGCCUAUAGCGACAUCUAGCGGAAGGCGCCAAUCUAAAAAAUGUGAUGGCGGCCUUCUGACUGUGUCUCAGACUUCUGCUGAAUCUUAAACUUCCUUUUUCCCAUUUCUCUGUGGAAAGUCCCCCUCCCCCCAAAUUGCAAAACAGCACAUUGCUUUUUCUUCGGUACUGGCAUAGAAAUUAUAAACAGUACGCAAAGGAAAGAGAGAUACAACAGCAAACAAAAGGCCAUCUCUAAGAUACCAGUAGUAGUUGAUGGAGAACUAUACGUGUCCGAUUUGUAUCAAUCUUCUUAUUGAGCCUGUAACGUUGCCAUGCAAACAUGAGUUGUGUCUUCCUUGUUUCCAACAGAACUUCGAAGAGAGCUUAUGUUGCCCUAUGUGCCGUACACGAAUAUCUUCGUGGGUGAGAAAACAGAGUAAAAUUAAUAAACUUGUCAACGAAAAAAGAUGGAAAGAAAUCAAAACUUUAUUUCCCGAGAAGGUUCGACUUCGUCAAGAAGGCUUCGAGGAAGAUUCCGAAAUAGAUCAAAUUUUUCAACCUCCAAGACUACAAUUAGCAGAACCUGGAGAAAUCCGGGAAGAGUAUGAGAAAGCAGUUAAGAAGCUAAAUGAAGAAAGAGAAGCACAAAAACAGAAAGAGGAAGAAGCAAGUGUAGCUCUCUUAAACUCCCUUCGUGAAGAAGAAGAACGGUUAAGACGUGAACAACAGAAAUUAGAAUCACAACUUAAAAAAGAUGAGGAGCUAGCUCGUCUGUUGGAGUCUGUAGGUACUCCAGCCCUGCAUGGGAAAGAUGAGAGAGUGUUGGAUAGUGAGCAGAACAUUUCAGUGAUGGUCAACAAAGUUGAGGAAAGUGGAAUGAUUGAUGAUAUUACUGGCUGCAAUUCUCUUCAGCCAGUAGUGGUCAUUGAAGACCAUUCAGAGAUAAGGAAGACCAGUUCUAACAGUCACUCACUGGAAACAGACUCUUUGGUAGCUGAAAGUAGUCAGUUGAAAGAUGAUGAUUUCAAUAGAACUUUUGAAGCUGCUGACACCCCAGAUAGUCCCACCUGGUCAGCAGAUGCUACCUCUCCUACAUUGAACUGCAACAAUGUACCCAAACCCAACACAUUGUCCUUCAUCAAAACCCCUUUAAAACAGUUUAAUUCGUUUGGCAUAAAAGAUUCUGAGCGUCGAAUAUUGUUUGAGAAGAAACUGAAUGUGAAUAAAAAAGAUGUUGGAAGAAGCCGCAUUUCAAGUGUUCAUUCGAAACUGAAGCCAAACGUGAAACCCGAUCCGAACUCUAAAUCUGCAAAGCUAGAUUUGUAUUUCAGUAGAAAAGACACUAACCACCAUUCCGGCAACUAUUUCGAUGAUGCUAAAGAUCUCACAGAAGAACAGGACAGAUUGUUUGCAUUAGCACUCCAGAAACAAUAUGAUCUAGAAUUCAAACUUUCUGCAACAGUAAACCGUUCCAAAGGUACAUCAGACGGAUACAAGUUGAGGGCAAAGAAUGAAACAUCAACCAAUGACAAACGCAAAAGGAGCUCAAGCAAUGAGAGAGUCUCCAAGAAAGCAAAAACUUAAAAACAAUUUUUUAAAAAAAACGGAAGAAAUGAGUGAACAUUAGCUUAAGUACUUGGGCAUGUCUCAGGAAGAGCUCACAAUUGGUGGAUGACAGCACUGAUUAAAAAAAAAUCAACUGAAGAGUUUUCUUCACUUCCACAUUGCAAACUAGAUUGGCCAAAUUUAGCUGAUUUCCAAAAGAAAAAAAAAAUUUUUUUUUUGCACUUUUAUUCCAUCUUCCAGAAGAAUGAAAUUGACAGAAACAACAAUAAAAUGUUAUAUUUUGUAUUUAUUUCUUAAGAAA